CUAGAACAUCUGUUUCACAGAGCAGCAGACCCAAUGCAGAAAUAGGUUGUAGCUGACCAUCAACCCUCCUGACCUUUGCUUCCCGCAGCCACCCGGCAAUGUUGGUCUCCACCCUUUAGAGACGGGAGCUUGUCUUUGCCCAUUCCUUGCGGUACGCCUACCCUACCAGAUAGGGCGCUUUUGCUGCCUUCCCUGAUCUAUGGGGAAUGUCUUUCAUGUAACUUAGCUAGGCAGUGCCUGGGGACUCUUGAGUGCUCCUAUAUUAUGAACUAGUAUUUGAUACAAUUGCUAGGGCAGGUAAUGCCUUUUGAGGUGCAAAGCACGAAGAAAGGGGGAAGGGUAACUUAGAAAAUAAUCUUUUAAUUGUUCCAGUGGUUCUAGUUGAGAGCAGGAGAGCUUGUAAAAAUACUGGAAAAAGUGGAUGAAGAAACUUUGUUAAGUUUUUAGGUUAGAUGAGUAUAGGUGAAACAACUGCCAUGUUACUAGGAUUAGGAAGCCAGAGUUCACCUACGUGGGGACAGAGUGAAGGGGAAGAGCUCGGUGGUUCUCAGUCUCACUGAAUGUUUAGAGAAGUUACCACAUAGCAUAUGCUGACACAUACAUCAUGAAUAAUUUAAGGUGUGGACAGUGGAGAGGGCAGCCAGCUGCAGCUAACUGAUAAGCUUUUCUGGAAAGCUUGUGCUAGGAGGAAGUAGCAGUAAUCGUAGUUUGUGGUUACAAGAUUAUAGGUCACUGCCGGGAAGCUGGAAGGAUAAACAGUGGAUCAGCAUCCUUGGUAUUAAGAGAACACAAUGAAACAGAAGAGGUCUUGAAAAAUCUCCAGAUCAUGACCAAGAUGUUCACUAAACAAUGAGUGAAUCUUUCUAGUCAUUCAGUGGCUUUCUCGUGUCAGUAGUAAGCUGUCCACAGUUAACUGCCAAAGCAGGAGGUGGCAGAAGGAAGCUCAGUUGUACCCUUCUGUCCUCCCAAGUAAACCUUCGUGGCUGUGACCAGCUAUGGAGGACUCCAGAGUGAGGAAAAAUUUUUGUCAACUUGCUAGGCAUCUUUAACUACCUCGUUAGACUAAAUUACCUACAUUAUUUUCUUAAUAGCUUUAAGUAAUUUUUUUGUGUGUGAUUGAAAUUCCUCAGCGCAGAGUUCCAGGCUUUUAAAACUGUAUUUGUCAAUAUGACCACUGCUGAUAAACUGUAUUCAAAAAAAUGCUGAGAGAAUCAACAUAAUAGAACCUUUAUUGACAGGAUCCAUACUAUAGAUUUAAUGACGUGAUGUACAGAUGGAUCUCACUGGAUAACUGGACUUACAGCAGGACAUUCAAAACUCCUUUUGACAUCAGAAAGUGGCAGAAAGUGAAUUUGAUUUUCGAGGGUGUAGAUACAGUAGCACAGAUCCUGAUCAACAAUGUCACUCUUGGGAGAACAGACAACAUGUUCAACAGAUAUAGCUUUGAUAUUACCAGUGUGAUCAAGGAGGUCAAUUUUGUUGAAGUCCGUUUCUUAUCAGCCGUUUCAUAUGCAGCAGAGCAGAGCAGAUGUCACAAAGUGUACAGCAUCCCCCCGGCAUGCCCUCCACCUGUGCAGAAAGGAGAGUGCCAUGCUAAUUUCAUCAGAAAGGAGCAGUGUUCAUUUAGUUGGGACUGGGGCCCUUCUUUUCCGACUCAAGGUAUCUGGAAAGAUGUUCGGAUUGAGGCCUAUAACCAUUAUCGCCUGAUUUACUUUUCUUUGACUUCUUUCUUUGUAAAGAGUGCUCAGCAGUGGAGUCUUGAAAUCGAGUCUAUUUUUGAUGUAGUCAGCUCCAAGCCAAUUGCAGGUCUUGUGACUGUGAACAUUCCAAAACUGCAAACGCAGCAAACGUUCAGUGUGAGGCUUCAACCUGGAGAAGGCAGCAUUGUGCUGCUUGUAAACAUCAACAAGAGUUCUGCAGUGGAGGCUUGGUGGCCAAAUGGACAUGGAAAGCAAACUGGAUACAACAUGACAACAACUUUCAUCAUGGAGGCAGGAUACCAGAUUGAGAAAUUUUCAAAGGCCUAUUUUCGGACAGUAGAACUUGUUCAGGAGCCUAUUCCUGGCUCACCAGGUCUGAGUUUCUACUUCAGAAUCAAUGGUCGACCCAUUUUCAUUAAGGGCUCGAACUGGAUUCCAGCAGAUUCUUUCCAGGACAGAGUGACCUAUGACACAUUAUGGCUACUCUUGAAGUCUGCAGCAGAUGCUAACAUGAAUGCACUUCGGGUUUGGGGAGGAGGAGUAUAUGAACAGGAUGAAUUUUAUGAUAUUUGCGAUGAAAUAGGAAUAAUGAUUUGGCAGGAUUUUAUGUUUGCAUGCGCGCUAUAUCCAACUGACAAGAAUUAUUUAGAAUCCAUAAGAGCAGAAGUUUCUCAUCAGGUAAGACGUUUAAAAUCCCAUCCAUCGAUUAUUUUGUGGAGUGGUAACAAUGAAAAUGAAGCAGCAAUCGCAAGCAACUGGUUCUCUAUACCUUAUGCUGACAAAGAAGUCUAUAUCAAAGACUAUGUGAUGCUUUAUGUGAAGAACAUCCGAGAAAUAGUUCUUACUGAAGAUAAGAGUCGUCCUUUUAUUGCAUCCAGUCCCACCAAUGGCUUGGAGUCAGUUAAAGAAGGCUGGAUCUCCCAGAAUCCUUAUGAUACCCAUUAUGGUGACACUCACUUUUAUGACUACAGCAAUGACUGCUGGAACUGGACAGUAUAUCCUAAAACUCGUUUUGCUUCAGAAUAUGGAUUUCAGUCCUGGCCUUCCUUCAGUACAAUCGAAAAGGUUUCCUCCGCUGAGGACUGGUCCUAUACAAGCAAUUUUUCUCUCCAUCGACAACACCAUGAAAAUGGCAAUGAUCAGAUGCUUCAACAGCUUGAGCGUCAUUUCAAGCUUCCCCAGAGCACAGAUCCCAUAAAGAAGUUCAAAGAUACGAUUUACCUCACUCAGGUGAUGCAGGCUCAGUGUAUGAAGACAGAAACUGAAUUCUAUCGUUUUAGUCAAAGUGAAAUAAUCAAGGGAGAAGGACACACGAUGGGAGCUCUGUACUGGCAACUUAAUGACAUUUGGCAGGCACCUUCAUGGGCUUCCUUGGAGUAUGGUGGUAAGUGGAAACUGCUCCAUUAUUUUGCCCAGAACUUCUUUGCACCACUGCUGCCUGUGGCCUAUGAAGACAAAGGUGUGUUGUACAUUUAUGGUGUCUCAGAUCUUCAUGUGGACCACAAGCUGAGUUUGAGGGUCAUUGUGCACACCUGGAGUUCUUUGGAGUCAGUAUGCACCAUUGCAAAAGACAGUGUGACUGUUAAAGCACAGAGUGCUGUCCCCAUCUACAAGGAGUCCAUAAAUGACUUACUGGAAAGAUGCAGAAAUUGUACAAGGAAAAGCUGCGUUAUUACUUUCUGUCUUGUUGGAGAAGGUGGGCUCCAGAGUCCUACGAACCAUCACUUCCUUUCAUCGCUAAAGGAUGCUGUAGGAUUAGAAAAGACCCAGCUUAGUGCCUCUGUAUCCCAACGAGAUGACAUUUAUAUAUUUGUUCUUCAGACCACUGCAAUUGCUCCUUUUGUUUCCCUGGAUGUAGGGAGUAUAAAAGGCAGAUUUAGUGAUAAUGGCUUCCUCAUGACUGAAAAGAAGAAAGUGGUUGUGUUUUAUCCUUGGGAACCUACCAGUGUUGAAGAACUAGAAAAGUCACUAACCUUGACCUCUCUGGUGGACGUUGUCUGAGGAUACUUCAUUUCCUUCUAGACAAGGAGUGAAACGGGAAGAGGAAAAAAAUUAGAAGAAUUUUACUACAGCUGAAGUGAUGUAAAAUUUGAGCUGACUGGACCACAUAUUGUCUGUUCCUGUCAUGUGUGAAUUUUAACUGCUGAUUCAAUGUAAAGAUACCAACAGCAAAGCUUGCAUAUAAUAUAUGUGGUGUAUUGAAAAUGAGGCUUUCUCAGCUAACAGGAAAAAUAUAUCCCAUGUAUAAAAUGGGAAGAGUCAGUCAGUGUAAGAGAGCUAGUCUGAGUUCUCCAAUUCACGUGAGAUUGGAGCUCUGAAUCCAACUUAAGAGGCAACACAAAUAUGUGUAUCCAGACUAUGGCUGUAAAAAUCGGUAUUUUUUCCAGAUUCACUAUGCCGUCAGUGGAAAUUCAUCUUACAGUAACAGCAAGGUAUGCUGGGGGCAAGGGGGAAGGGCAGAGAGUGAAGCUGGGACCACCUCCACAGAUAAGCCCCAACUUGGAGUUGUUUGAUCUAGCUGCACCCAAAUUGGGCACGCACUAAUCUCCUACCCUUUCAGAUCUGUGGCUGUCACUCUGUCAGGUGUCCUGCCUGCCUCCUGCAAGGUAGGCUUCCAAAUAGACAUGAAACCUGCGCUGUCUACUCAGACAUCAGGCGGAUCUGUUCCCCCUUCCGAAAGGGGAAUUGAGUACGAGAUUUUCUUCUCUCUUUUCAUGCAACAUAAGCAAUAACCUCUGCAUCUAGCUUUGACUAUUCCCAGGUUCAGUCACAAACCUUUCGCUGCUGCGUGGGAUCCUGUAUCAUGUGGCAUACUAUGAGAUAUGCCUGGCUGUGGGAAAAGGAAUGAGGGAAAGAGUUGACCAAAGGUGCAAAGAAGAAAGAGGCAGCACAGAGAAGAAAAAGUCAUGUGAGAGGACCACAGGAUUACAACUGACUGCUUUUUCUGUAGUAGAUACAGAACAGGAGCUGCUGUUCUCAGACAUCGCUGCACAGCCAUUCUGUUACCUCCUGGCAUUCCUCAUGAGUGGCCCUGUGCUCCAUGCUGACCCUCCUCUCUUCCCAACAAAGGAGAAACUCAACAUCUUAACUUUUGCAUAAUUGUGUGUGGGUUCCCUGUAGAAGACUGUGUUGACUCAUGAUAUAGUGGUGGCACACUGGACUCCUUAGUCUGUACAAAGGAAUAGUGCUUCACCUUCUAUUCUGUUUCUGAGUAAUUUGUUUUUAAAAUGUUUGUUUCCCAUAGAAAUGUCUCAUUUUGGCAUUUGAGACAAAGAAAAUAAGCUUUUUUCAGCAUGGGGGGCUGCGGUAUCCUGUGGAGCUGAAAGCCUGAGUGUUUGGCUGUUGGGAAAUCCAGGCCACCGAGCCAUGCUGUGGGCAGGUCAUUAAACAUUGGGCUUGUCUGUCAGAUGUGGUUUGAAAUGCGGAUGGAAUCUUGCUGGCGUUCCACAAGGCUCCUCUCACAGUCCAAGCAAGUAUUAAUUUUCUUGCAAAGCACCUAGCAGUAUCAGCACUUUGGAAUAGAAAGUGUUUGAACAAGCUCUAUGGGUGAUGUCCAUCUUCAUCAUAAAAGUGCUAAGUGGGUGAUGCUGGCUGGUGGUGCAGCUGGAGUGUGUGUGUGGCGAGCAGCUGUGUGCUCAAUUGGUCAGUUAGAGAACCUGGAACUGGGAGUUGUUUUCUUGCAGUGAUCAUAAAUUUAAUGGGCAAAGAGACGAGCCUAUUGACUGAUCGCUCAGUGAUUUCUCGUGCUUUUUUGAAUUGGGUGUUAACCAAAACUGACAUACUCCUGAGUAAGAGGAAAAACUUAAAGAUGAAAAGGAAAUGAUAAAUGGAAAAUGCUUACAAAUACAUUAUUAGGUCACCAAAACAACUAAGUGCAGUUGCAUAGGAGGGCUUUUCUGAUUCAAAACUUGUCCUAGUUGAAAGAAAACAUGAAAGCAAAAGAUGUAUUUGUAUGUGCCAAUAUUUAUAGGUUAUGCAAAAUAAAUAGGGAAAAUUACAGUCAUGAAUAGAGCUUGACAGAAAAUGCAGACAUCAAUAAAGGAAUUUAAAAGUUAUCCAAGAGGCAUCCUGGGCCGACAAUACAAGAAAAAUCCUUCAGUUUUUUCAGUGUCCUGGAAUCAAAGUAGCAGUAGCCAGUAUAAGGUAAGGGUGAAAAAAUGGGGAGAAAAUAUGGAAUAAGUAAUGAUUAAUAAAUAUUGCUGCAGUGUAUUAGGAAAAGGGCAGGCUGGUUGAUGUUUUUCUCUUACAUCGAUGUAGAAAAAUCUCUUCCAGCAACAUCUAGCUAGAAUUACAAAAUGACACUUAAUAGUGUUAAAUAAAUAAAACUUUUACAGAAUUAUUUGUUACAAUCAA
Molecule: messenger RNA, 6053 nt
Organism: Falco peregrinus (peregrine falcon)
Lineage: Eukaryota; Metazoa; Chordata; Aves; Falconiformes; Falconidae
Gene: MANBA
Product: mannosidase beta
Exons: 17
Coding region: 1266-3701 (811 amino acids)
Biological process (GO): carbohydrate metabolic process; glycoprotein catabolic process
Molecular function (GO): beta-mannosidase activity
Source: RefSeq, a predicted model, not a curated record